CUUAAACCAGCCCGAAGAGUUUUUCAUGUAGCAUAGAGUAAAUCCCUUGAAUGCGAUGGUAUAAUUUAUCAAUAAAUGUAUCUAUAUCCUCGCUAACUCUUGCUAUAUAAGCUCUAUACGUUAUUAUGUUUUCUAACAUAAUUUUUAUUUCUUUAAAAAGACAUGGUGUAACAGUUACAUCCGUUUUGAUAUUUUGCAGUCUUAAAUAUAAGACAAUGUAAUUAAAAGCAAGAAAAAUAAUCGCAUUAGUUAUUGCGUUCCAAAGUCAUUGCAUCAUUGCUUGAAAUAUAGCAUAUUUUACAGUUAAAAAUAUCAUACUUUUGACAUAUUAUGGCAACUGAUUAUCAAGGUCAUCAGAAAAUCAGAUUACACGAGAGUUUCGCUUUUUUUAUGCGAGUGAUUGUCUCGAAAGUUUGUCACAUAAUUUUGACUUCAAGAAUAUGUAACGUUUUGCUUUUAACAGUGACACAAAUACUUUUUUAAAUAACGUGUAUGUGAAACCAGACAAAAGUAAAAAUGAUUAAAGAAUAUAUUGAUGAUGGGCCGACUUUCGACCUGGCCCAUCUUUCAAACCGGUUCACCUUGGUUCAACGUUAAAAACAAGAAAAAAGGGACGUCAUGCGGUUUCUUCCGUCUGCUUCGUAGUUUGCAUCGCGCUUGAUGUUGACGGUGAAACUUUUUUCUUCACAAUCCGCAGUCGAUGGAUAGCUCUCGCGGUGGCUACCACGAUUUCCUCUCUCAAGACAGAUAAUACAAAUUGUGCUUGUCACAAGUUUGCUAAAUGUUAACUUCGUUUAUUUGUCACUCAAUCCAUUAGCAGUCACUUGUAAAAAAUCUCGUGAUACAUAAUGAUAUUGGAAAAAGUGACUGUUAUUUUAAUUGUCUUCGUUUGGAUGAGUGAUUCUCUGACAGAUCAUCGCACAAAGAGAUCAAAUAACGAAUAUAUCUUGCAUAGAUGUACAGCUACGGCGGAAUUAAUUAGAAAGCACAGAAACGAAGAAGUCGUUCCUAUCAACUCACGCAAAGCCGAGAACUCGUCUCAAUCGCAAAUACAACAGAAAGCUCCUAAUUUUGUAAAGACAACUCUGAAUGACGCUCGUCAAGCUGAGACUUCUAAACAAACAUCGAGCAGUAUUUAUCGACGUACAACUCAUAUGAGAAGACGCGUUAAUGGACAUGCACGUCGAAUUGCAGGCAAACACCUGGCAGAUACACCUCUCAAAACCGUCAAUAUCGACGUACCACAAAAUAGACCACUGAUCUUUAAAAAAAAGAGCCCAUUACCAGAACUUGCGCAUGAUGUAUCAGGCAGAAAAAUCGAUUCGUCGCCACAUAUAAUAAUUAUCAAUCCUGUCACUUAAUGUUUUUAUAGCGGCGUUUGUGGUUUAUACUAUUCUGAUUUGUGGAUUCUAAUUUUAUUCCAAAUUGGCAUAUAAAUGUAAUUAUUUGUAAUAAUUUUAAGAAAAAACCAAGUUACAUAUUAUUUUAAAGUGUAAAGUAGCUUCUCUGUUACAGCAAUUUAUCUAUCCUUUUGUAAGUAAUGUUAUUAAUAAUCAACAAUUUUAUAAACAUCAUUUUUAUCAGGCUUAAAUUUUCGAAAAUUGUGUAA
Messenger RNA from Linepithema humile (Argentine ant), 1609 nucleotides. The record is from RefSeq and is a predicted model, not a curated record. NCBI's taxonomy places the organism in Eukaryota, Metazoa, Arthropoda, Insecta, Hymenoptera, Formicidae.